This is a messenger RNA of Ylistrum balloti, 6709 nucleotides long. Its product is annotated as heparan sulfate glucosamine 3-O-sulfotransferase 5-like. The transcript has 2 exons. Lineage: Eukaryota; Metazoa; Mollusca; Bivalvia; Pectinida; Pectinidae. Gene Ontology annotation, molecular function: [heparan sulfate]-glucosamine 3-sulfotransferase activity. The coding region runs from base 92 to 1216 and encodes 374 amino acids. The record is from RefSeq and is a predicted model, not a curated record.
AUAUACUACAUUAUAUUCUCAAGAUCUGAAUCCAGUGCUUGGACAGGAUUGUGUGAGGAGGUCAGUCAGUAGAUGGCGGCUUUAAGUCAGUAUGUCAACCAAAUACUCAUCCAUGGAACUACAACCUUCCAGGAUCUACAUGGACUGUCCCCAAAUCUUUGCUGCUGAUGUGACCUCAAGAGAGUGCUCAAAGUCUCGUCUUGUCAACAGUGUGGUUCAUGCAGCAUGCAUCAUAAUGAAGGGCAGGGGCAGACAACUGUGGAUGUUAAUGUGUGUGAUUUGUGUCGUGUUGUGCUUCAGUGCCUAUAGCAAUAGUGUGGUAUGGAGGUCAAUGGGGGCAAGUAGACUCUCUUCAAAUGAAGAGCUGUCCGUUGCUGGGGCUCGAAAACUCCUCGAGGAGGAGGAAUGGGGAACAGAAAAGCUCCAUCCCCCGGGAACAGAAAAGAGACUUCCUCACUCUAUUAUAUUUGGAGUUCGUAAAUGUGGCACACGAGCCAUGCUGGAGUUUUUGGGACUUCACCCACAAAUAAGGCCGGCCGAUCAUGAGGUACACUACUUUGAUGAUGACAUGAACUAUGAUCUUGGUAUAGAUUGGUACAGAAAUCAAAUGCCUUACUCCUUCCCCGAUCAAGUCACCAUUGAGAAAAGUCCACGCUAUUUCAUCACAGAAAAAGUUCCAGAAAGAAUCUCCAAUAUGAAUAAUUCAAUCAAGCUUAUUGUACUUCUUAGAAAUCCAACUGUUCGAGUGAUAUCUGACUACACACAAGUGUAUUACAACAAAAAGGCUAAGGGGAAAGUUCAUGACAAACUGGAGAACCUAGCUAUUGAGCCUUCUACUGGGGAGGUAAAUACACGCUACAAGGCUGUACGUAUCAGUAUUUAUCACCAACACUUUGAGCGGUGGCUGAAGGUAUUUCGCCCUGACCAGUUCCACAUAGUGGAUGGGGAUAACCUCAUUGUUCGUCCUUGGGAGGAAAUUUCUCUUGUAGAGGAAUUUCUUGGAUUGCCGCACAAGAUCACGCGAGAACAUUUUUAUUAUAACUCAACGCGUGGAUUUUAUUGCAUGAAAUUAGGACAUGAAAAGUGUUUAGGUGCUACAAAGGGGAGGCGGCACCCCUUCACUGACCCAGUGGCUGUGGAGAAAUUACGUACUUUCUUUAAGCCGCACAAUCAGUUGUUAUUUCAAAUGAUUAACAGGACAUUCAACUGGAAGUGAGGGAGAGGUUUGUAAACCUUCAAAAAAGGCAGCUCAAAAAUAUCUAUUCUCUUCAAAAUGUGCCAAUUUUUCCUAAAUAAUAUUUCAAUUUCAUAAAACUUAUUUAUUUUUCAUUCCCAAGACAAAUUAUUUUUCAUAAAUUCAUCAUAACGAUGAGAUAGAAUGUAUGUAUGUAGUGUGUUUUAUAGAGACAGUGUGAUAAUGGGCCAAGUGUGAUAUACUGUUCACAUAGAUGAAAUGUUAUGCAGUCUGGCAUGAUAAUCACCUUUAAUCAAUAUAAAAUUACUAAAUACUAGUCUUGUAUAAUCAUAUGAUACCACUUCAAAGACAUUUAGUGACAGACCAGUGUACAGAUGUGAGGUUUUCGUUUGUACCUCAGUCAGCUGUAGGGAUGCUAACCAUGGCAGUGUAACUACCAAUCCAAGAAAAAUCACAUGAAGGAAAACAUGUAUCCAUGAUAUGAUAUUUCUGCCAGAUGUAUUUGUAAAAUUAAAAUACUUCUGUGGUAUUAAAACAAAGACGCAUAUGUGCAUUGACUUCAUACGGGAUAAAUUGUGCUUCUUGACUUUAGUUUUAAGCAGCGUGAGAUUAAAAAGUUGUACUGUUUAAUAGAGAUAAAGCUAACAGCUGAAUACCAGUUUCUCCUUUGUAUUGUUAGUAUGACACUGAUGACAUGUAGAAGGACGAUAUGAUAUCACAAACACUACAUAUUUACUUCAUUAUAACGGUACAGAAGUAAAAUUAUAUUGCAUCUAAAAAAAAAUUCAAUUUUACUUUAUUGGGCACUUCAUAAUGUUGGUCCGAAAACCAGAGCUUGGGUCCCUCUAAUUUCAUGUGUUUUAUAAUAUAUUGAGCUGGUGUCCCUCAAGUUCUGUUUAUAGCUGUGGUAUAUUGCAUUGUGCUACAAGCAUCAUCUGACAAAAGUCCUACAUGCUUCAAGGUCACUGUAUGUCUAACUCUUUCUGUGGUUAAUAUUUCACAAAUGUCAUAAUUUUUUUUUAUACCUUUCUAACUUUUUUCCGAGGAAACAAACAACUCUAUGUUUUUACUAAUGUAGAAUUUGAUUAACUAUGUCUGUAUCUGAUCUGAUCGAUGAAUUAGUUCUGUUGUAGGAUUUCUUUUCGUCUUUUUUCAAUACUGCCUUCCAAACCAUUUAAGGUAGUUUCCUACGAAACAAUAAAAUCACUUGAAAUAUAUAGACAGUCAUCAUCCAUAAUGUUUCGUGACAAACCUAUGUGUGGCGAUACAUUACUUCUCUCACACAAAAAUAAAACUGAAAAACAAGAGAGAAUUUUGUCACUUAAAGAAAUGAUUCAUUUUACAUUCCCUUUUUGGCAAUAAUAGAAAUAUUAAGUCAGGUGCAUUUGAAAAUGAAUUGAAAAAUCAUUUUCUUUAGAGUUAGAAAGAAACAAAUCCCAGUAGCUAUCGGAAAUUGUUCUGUCUUUGACAUAUAACAAAUGGAAAAUUUUAUCCUGUUUUUCUAAGUAAUGGGAAUUAGGUUGUGAAGUAACGGUUUGAUAAGAAACAUUCUGCCACUGAUUAAUCUCAAAUCUGUGAUAGUUCAUUCAACAUCUUACAAGGUGUGUGUUAGAGUUUUUAUAUGGAAAAGAAAUUUUGCUGUCAACUAUUUGGCAGUUGUUGAAAUAUACAAGCCAUUUGUACAAGAAACGGCAGCUGUGUACAGUAAUUCAGAUCUAGGUGUCUUAACAGGCCAGGGAAUUAAUAUCUCACACACAGAUCAUUUCAGUACCUUUCUAGAAUAGCUUUUAUAAGUAAAACAAACGGUAUGAUUGUGAAAAACUGACUCUGUUAAACAAACAAGUGCUUCUAUAACAAUGAUAUUUCUUCUUGUUACUUGUCUGACACACAAUUUUCCAUUUUUCAAGAGUUAGAAUGUCAUUAUAACGGAAAGCAAAUUUCUUUUAAAGGAAUAUAAAACUAAAUUUUUUUUUCAAUUUAACAUCCGUUGCACUUUUUGUUUUCGAAAGUAACUGCAUGUUGUUUGUUAUUUUGAGAUACAAACUCCUGAUUUCAUCUGAAAUUUCCGUGUAAUUCAUUGAUUGAUUGAUGAUCUUGAUCACACGGAGAUAUAUAUUACAUACUUCUUAGAUAUAUCUGUGUUGUCAGGGAACAUACUGAUGCACAAGAUAUAUUCUCACUGAGUUUGAAUUCUGCUACUGUAGGGAUUCGGAGGCUGUGUUAGAUGUGUAACCAAGCAUCAAUCAGCCUGGGAGAUAUGAUCUGCUAUGUGUUCAACAAGAUAUGUUGUCUGGGUUUAUUGUUACUGAAACCAUUAUCUAAUAGAAUAACCCCAUUAUGCUUCUGCGAUAUUUUUUAUACCAUUAACUUAUUGGCUGUUAUUUGGGUCAGAUUAUUUUUGCAGCGUUAACCCUUAUCUAUACAUUAUAAUUGUCUGGCAAAUAGGGAUUUGUCAAGCGUAUUGAAUUUCCUUGUUUACAAGUUAGACAGACAAUCAUGCCAGAUAAAAGAAUUACAAAAUACCUGUGUAUGGUUGAAAUACUAAUUAUUGUCCAUCGGGAGAGAGAGUUCGUUAGGUUUUUACAAACAUUGUCCAUCACUAUUAUGUUGUGGUAAUUACAUUAGCAGAUUUUAGCAGGUGCUUUCACAAGGAAAUGGAUAGGUGCCAUCUAAUAAAGGAAAUGUUAAAUUGAUCACCAAUGAUUCUGGUGGAGCUAAGAAAUGGAUAUCUUGUGAAAAACGAAAAAUGUAUUUCUGUUUUGAUUCAUGUCUUUGAACUAAAAGCUUGUGUCAUUGCUAUAUGGGCUAUCAAAUUAUAAACAGACACUGCAAGUUUACAGGAAAAAUCUAUCAAAACUGACUACGGUUCCUCCAUCUUUAUCACAAAAUUGUUUUCAAAUAACCUCAAUUUGACUUUUUCAGGAAGUAACACCCAGGCCUCUAUUUCUCCGCGUAGAAGUACUGCAAUACAUAUUACCUAAGUAUGACAGGUUUUUUAAAAGUCAUUUCCAGGUCUAGUUUUAUUGUAUGUAACUAUUAUUUUAUAUUCUAUGAGAAAAAAAAAAGAAAAAUAAUAAAUCUAGAUAGACAUUUGGACAGGUGAGAAUGUCUUCACAACUGCUAAGGUCAUUUGGUAACAGAGGCAGGAAGGACAAUCUGCGAGUCAGGUAUUGGUGUACCAUAUAUCAUGUCAAUACAGGUUUGUCAAUAAUAUGGUGAAAGUGAGAAUGUUCCUUUGUCAUUGUCUGUUAAAGAUAACUAGACUACUCCUGGUGCUUCUCUCUUCAUCACACUUAACUGUCACCAACCUGGACCCUCAAUUCAUCGCCCAUAACUUGCGUGUUAUUUAGGAACCAAAUCAAAUGUCACAACUUCUUGGAUGUAUGGUCACGCUUUGUCAGAAAUCUGACAGAGAACGUUCAUUACAAACCUACUAAUGUCAUGGUUUUGGUAAAAGAUAAUAUGCCACGACCUGAUAAUCUCAUUUAUUGCUCAGUGUUUCCAAGCAGCUGCAGAAAAAGGCAAACAAUAACACUAUAUCAGCUACUGUAAAUGUUCUUAAAAAGUUUUUAAACACUGAGCCAAGUAAAUUUUUUUAUAGAAACAAACUCUUAAAACAAGAAGGAAGACAGAGAAUAGAACGAAAACAAAAUAAACACCGUUCAGAGAUUUUUUUUCUAAGACUGUAUACAUAUAUCUUUUCACAAACAGUUGAGUAGAUGAGUUUUGUUAUUAUACACAUGAAUGUAGUAUUGAUGUUAGAAAAAAUUGGGAAUGUCUACCACACCAGAUUCCCAAUUUCUGACCAUGUUGACUUUACGCCCUAACAACCGAAUCUGUUUUAAACAUUUGUUGGUCGUUCCACAUAAUGAUCUUUUCUGGUGUUUUGUUUCGACAGGAGCAUCAGGUUUUUCAGUCUGUUGUUUUGAAAAGUCAUCACAAUGCAAUGGUUCUUGUAAAAAAAACGUUUGUGUAUCACGUCUUACUUUUGCUGGGUUUAUUUCAAAGGGGUAGUUUACUUGUGAUAUGCUGAGAGUAGGCUGGGUGUGUGUACUUUUUCAGGGUUUUUAAGAAGAUGUGUAUUUUAACAUUGAUAAUUUCUAUAACGUUUCUAUUAGACUUCACAUCUGACUUACAUAAAAGUGUACCUUAGAAUAAAUAUUGAAGAACGUCAAAGGUUGGACAGGGAGAUAAAAAGUAUUCAAACAUGCACUGACGUUAAGAUUUUGUUUCGAGAUUUAUGAGCUUUCUGUCUGUUGAUUUCACCUGAGGGGACAUAUGUAUAUCGAUGCAUUACUACAGCAGUUAUUGCCAUCUAGAUUAAUACAUAGAUACCAUGUGUUUUCAUAUCAGGACAUGCUCAAAUUGUUUUAACCUUGAUUGCUAUCUAGUGACACACUUAACAUAGGGUCUCACAGAUCAGUCAAAUUCUUACUCGUCAGUUUCGUCUCCAAAAUCAAAAAUGAUUUGGAAAGAUAAAUUAUUACUGAUGUAUUUUUGGCAGGAUGAAUCUGUUGGUUAUCAGUUAUCAAUAGACUCCAGCGUUCUUGAUAGAUCCUGCAUAAUUAGUGAUAUAUGAAUUAACUUUUUUGCAAUGUUUUCGCUAUCAAUUAUUGACUGUUAAUGCCAUUGCUAAGAAUGACAGCUGAUGGGACACACCCCUGGCGUUAGAUACCGCAUGUACGUCAAAUUAUCGUUAUCAUGAUGACGAAUGUGACACAGAACAAAUUUAUCUUUCGGUGGUACAUAACAUCCUUAUCACUACAAACUUCAACAACAAUUUCCUUUUUGUAAUUCCUUUAUUUGUUUUUUCUCCAUUUCCGUAUUUUUAAAACAGUUUAACAGAAUCUAUCAUUGAAAUUUGUACAAUUUUUUUGGCACUGAUGACUGUUCUCUUCCUGUAUCAGCUGUAUGUCUUCAUUAAAUAGUCGCUUAGAGAUUCUCUGUAUUGGCAUUGAAGUAAUCAGGUUCGUUUUAGAGUCUGAAAUCUCAUUAAACAGGAUAAUGUUUAUGUAUAAUGUACCAUAGCAAAAAGAGUGUUGCCCUACCCAUUUAAUGAAAUGUGCCGACAAUUAGAAUGAAAAAAUUCCUUCCUUUCAUUUCUGAAUAUCCAGGCGAAGUUUUAUUGAAAACUUGAUUUUUUAUACUGAAUGUUCAUGCUGUAAUGAAUUCCUACAGAAAAAAUACCAGAACGUUAAGAGAUCACUGAUUGUCCAGUCAGUGUCCAGUUUUUAUGUGGCUUUAGAUUGAUUGUUAUUGUCCUGAAUAAAGAACAUAUCUUGCUAAUUGUAAAUGUAUGUUGAUUCUAUCCCAGUUCUAUCACAGAAGUAUGAACAAGGGUUUGUGAGCGUUCUGAGAGUUUGAAGUGCUAGAUUGUACUGCUGAGAUAUAUAUGUAAGUGCUGUGUAUGUAUGAAGCUGUCUCCUAUUGAACUUGUUCAUUGUUACAUGUAUACGAAAUAUACAACGUCCAUCAUGCGGAUGUCAUUCAACUGCAAUAAAUUACUGAAAUCAG